AUGGAACUCCUUGGCGUGCUCAUGUGUCUCCUAGCCGUGCCCGUAAUGGCCUUCCUGCGAAGCUACGGUAGGCGGGCACGUGCUCGCCUCGUCGUUCACAAGAUCGGCGACCCUGCCGUUGCCCACCGCGCGCUCAUCGACAACGCCGACGACUUCUCGAACCGGCCGGCCGGGAUCUUCCCCGUAUCCCUAGCCACCUGGGAAAACGGCGAGCCGAACGAGAACAUAACCACGGUGAGGUACGGCCCGCACUGGUCAGCGCUCCGCUGCAACCUCACCGCCGGGAUCCUGCACCCCACGCGCCUGGCUUCUCUCGCCCCGCUGCGGCAGGAGGCCGCCCAGGCGCUCGUGGCGGAGCUCUCUGGCGCCAGCGGCCGUGACCGUGAGGUGACCCUCCGCGGCCACAUCACCGCUGCCGUGUUCCCGCUGGUGGCGCGCCUGUGCUUCGGCGAUGGCGUCGACGGCGGCCACGUGCGCGCCAUGGGGACCAUGGUGCGGGAUUUCCUAGCCGCCGCGGGGGAGCUCAACCGCAGAUUCGACGGCUCCAUGCUCUCCAAGAUCGUGAACUGGAGGGCGCUUCGCCACGUCACCGGCUUGAUCGAGCGGCAGGCCGAGCUGUACCGCCCGCUGAUCGAGGCGAGGAGGCGGUCACGAUCUCCCCUCUGCGGCGGCAUUGUCCAUCCUUACAUCGACUCACUCCUCGAUCUCCGCGUACCCGAUGAUGAUGCAGCCGCCGGCGACGGCCAUGGCCUGCGCGAGCUCCGAGACGGCGAGGUGGUAGGUCUCGUUCUAGAGUUCCUUGCCGCGGGCAUGGGCUCCGUGUCGGCCUGCGUCGAGUGGACCCUCGCCCACCUCAUCGACCGGCUGGAGGUGCAGGACAAGCUACGCCGUGAGAUCGAUGGCGCGGCUGACGCCACGCUUUCCAGCAAAACCCUUCGCACCGGCAUGCCGUACCUGAACGCCGUGGUGUUGGAGAGCCUCCGGAUGCACCCGCCGAUGCCGGUCCUCAUGCGCGCCGCGCAUGGCGAGGGUGCCAAAGUAGUGCCUGUCACAAGGGCCACCACCGUGCCGGCCGAGGGCCUGAGGGUGAUGUUCAGCUUAGGCGACAUCGGAAGAGAUGGGAAGACGUGGACCGACCCUGACGAGUUCCUGCCAGAGCGAUUCCUCCCCGGAGGCGAGGCGGAGGACGUUGGCCCGAUGCCGGGCCGGAAAGAGAUCAGGAUGAUGCCGUUUGGCGCGGGACAUAGGCACUGCCCCGGCAUGAGCAUGGGGAUGUUGCACACCAAGUGCUUCGUGGUGGCACUCGUGCGUGAGUUUGAAUGGGCACCAUCGGCGGAGGACCGCGGCGGCGGCAUUGACAUGACGGAGCUGGAUGGGUUCUCCAAGCUGAUGAAGAAGCCCCUUACCGCUUGCGUCACGCGACGUACAUAA
Messenger RNA from Triticum turgidum subsp. durum (durum wheat), 1431 nucleotides. NCBI's taxonomy places the organism in Eukaryota, Viridiplantae, Streptophyta, Magnoliopsida, Poales, Poaceae. The record is from the annotation of a GenBank genome assembly.